AUGAGUUUAAAUUCAUUUGAUGAGUUAUUAAAUAAUGUUUAUCGUCUUACUGAACAAGAUGAUUAUGAUGGUAUGGCUGCUAAUAGACAAAUUAUUGAAAAUUAUUUAAUUAAUAAUAGAUAUAGUUAUGCUUUACAAAGUAUAUUUCAACAAUUAAAAAAUCGUUCAUUUACAACAUCUGAGGUACAAUUUAAUCAAGAUAUGAUUAUAAAAAAUAAAGUAUUAGAUAAUAAAAUAGAACAAAUAUGUUUUAAUCAAAGAAAUUGUGCCUUUUCAGAUGAUCAGUAUGAUCGUUCAUUAGCAAAUAAAAAUAUUGAAUUGGUUAAUCAUUAUACAAAUAUAUCAAAUAAUUUUGAGAAUGAUGCACAAAAAUUAAGGAUUACACUUCAAGAAACUUUAAAUGCUCAAUCAUAUAUAAGACCUAUAACUGAAAAUGAUAAAUGUAAAGCAUUUAAUAAUAUUGAAAAAAAAAUAUCUAUUAAUAGUGGUUUAUUAAAAGAAGAAUUAUUAAAUUAUUUAAUGUAUAUAAAUGUUCAACAUAAUAAAAAACGUGGAAGAAGAAAUUUUUCUAAAGAAGCAACAGCAAUACUUGAAAAAUAUUUUAGUGAACAUAUAGAUAGACCAUAUCCUGAUGAGCAUGAUAAAUUAUUACUUGCAGAAAAAUGUAAUUUAACUACAACACAAAUAACUAAUUGGUUUGGUAAUAAACGUAUAAGAUGUAUGAGGAAAAAAAAAAUUACUAAUGAAAAAGAAUAA
This is a messenger RNA of Strongyloides ratti, 756 nucleotides long. Its product is annotated as Pre-B-cell leukemia transcription factor 4. The coding region runs from base 1 to 756 and encodes 251 amino acids. The record is from RefSeq and is a predicted model, not a curated record. Lineage: Eukaryota; Metazoa; Nematoda; Chromadorea; Rhabditida; Strongyloididae. Gene Ontology annotation, biological process: regulation of transcription by RNA polymerase II. The transcript has 2 exons. Gene Ontology annotation, molecular function: RNA polymerase II cis-regulatory region sequence-specific DNA binding; DNA-binding transcription factor activity, RNA polymerase II-specific.